Molecule: messenger RNA, 2607 nt
Organism: Exophiala dermatitidis NIH/UT8656
Lineage: Eukaryota; Fungi; Ascomycota; Eurotiomycetes; Chaetothyriales; Herpotrichiellaceae
Exons: 1
Coding region: 232-2148 (638 amino acids)
Molecular function (GO): protein binding
Source: RefSeq, a predicted model, not a curated record
GGAAGCUUGAGGCUGACAACUGAACUCUCCACCGGUUCCUGUCGACAGGUUGUCUCCUGUCAACAUUCCUUCUGGUUCAUGCUUUUUAUUAAACUUUCGACAAUCAUGGGAGUUACUUUCUCCUUGUUAUCACGUCUGUAUCAAUAGAGCUGACCCGACUUUCAACGCUCGUUGCAUCGAGUUUGCUGUUGAUGCUUGCGCAUCUGUGUACGCGCAUGAUCCCAUGGAUUGAUGAGUGAGAAGCAGGCACGGCGUCCACCUGUGGCGCCAAAGCCAUCGUUCAUCAAGCAAGAUGCUGCCACGGUGAAGAUAUCGCCAUUACCUUCGUCUGCCCUUCAAGGGGCCACUUUGGCUUUCGGUCCUGGGCCAGCGAAGAUCUCUACUGUUGCAACCUCCCACAAUCCGUCCGCAGGAGCAUUGCUUGCAGCGACCGCCGCCGCCAGCAAGAAGCAGCAUCCGCAGCCUCCGCAGCAGCAUGGCCAAAAUGCUUCAAAUGGUGGCCUUUCCUCCCGAGACCUAGCUAUACCGACCCGCGGUCGCCAACCGCAUACCGAGAAUGCCUCCCUUGCCGCUGCGACUUUGUCGUCCGCGUCACCUCCGCAGCCUGGUCUCCAGCCGCAUCCUCCUCAGUCCACAUCUGCCGUCGCUGCGGUUGCAGCAUCGGCCGCUACGAGUCCUUCUCGCGAGCCAGAGCCAAAAGAGGGAGCAGCAUCGUCAUAUCUGUCCACGCCAGAGCCGACACGGGAAACCAGACCGCGGUCGAUAAGCACCAGCAGCACGCAUAGCGAAAAUGCAAUUGCUCUCCAAAAGAGCCCUGAUGCUCUUGCUGGAGCGAUUGCUUCAAUGGCGCAUCCUUCAGUCCAUGGCCAGGGCGUACAUGUGGACAAGCCCAAGAAUGACUUGAGCGGUAUCAGCCACUUGUUUGUUUCGUCGUCCCAACCUUCUUCUGGAUCCAGUCCGUCUCCAUCCCCGUCUGGAACAGCCGCUGCCGCCAUGGCCACUAGGAAUGCCGCAGAUGCAGCAGCGAGGAGACGAGCCGAAUCCGCUGCUGACGACGAGAGUGUGCGGCAUGAACCAUUCUUCGGGAACGCAGCACGAUCGCCGCCCUCGGCCACGGGCUCAAACUGGCCACAAAUCAAGUUGUCUCCUCCAGAUACACCAGCGGAAACAGCCUCUCCGCGUGACAUUGAGUCUAUUCCAGAUCCGCAGCCAGAUCCUCUUCCAGCACCUCUUCCAGUCAGGCCGAGCCGGGCGGCAAUCGUCGCUCAGGACCGAGCCAAUGGCAACCACUCUGAGCCACCGGUCCUGGACGCACGUACGAAGAUGACAGCAAGCUCGCUGGCCGAUGCCAUGGUCGCAUCUAACCUUGCAUCGCGCGUAGCUUCGCCCACCUCAUCUCAAGCAGCAGCACCACCUCCUCCACCAAAACCGCGGCGACGGUCUCGGUCAGCAAGUUUAUUUGAAGGAGCCAAGCCGCACAUACCAUUUCUCGGACUGGGCGGUGAUGACAGCAAAAAUGGAUCGGGAUCGCAGACGUCCAACAAGUCCAAACCACGACCUCCGCGGCCUAUGAGGCAGACAUUGCGGAACCAUUCACCGGGCCACGAUGAGAAAGAGGAAGAACCCCACAAACGAGGUCGGCGGCACUGGAGACGUCAUCCCAACAUGCACCACGAAGGUGACCGCAAGCGAUGGCGCGACCGGGUCACGGAACGCGAGCGCAAACGCUACGAAGGCGUCUGGGCGGCCAACAAGGGUCUGCUGGUUGAUUUGGACCUGGCCAUUCUUGAGGGAAGCGCCGAAAAAUCAGAACCACAGUCACAACAAGGACAGCAACAGCAACAACAGCAGCAGCCUCUCAGGGCAACGUCGUCCGUGUCCCCAAGCGAACUAGUCGUCAACGUCGUGGUCCGCGAUAUCUGGGAACGCAGCCGCUUACCUCGAGACGUGCUCGAGGAAGUGUGGGAUCUAGUCGCCCGCCCUGGCGCCACGGCUCUGAACCGCGAAGAAUUCGUGGUCGGCAUGUGGCUGAUCGACCAGCGCCUCAAGGGCCGCAAGUUGCCCGUCAAAGUCUCCCCGAGCGUGUGGCAGAGCGUGCGGCAUCCUCAGGGCGUCAAGAUCUCGACGAAGCCUCUGCAUAAGAAGUAGCACGUCACGACCAUAAAACGUCAACCAAUGUCUCUGGGUCCAGCUCCAGAUGAUGAAUCGAAAAGAAAAAACGAAAAGAAAGGAAAGGUGGUUGCUGGCUGUGGUCGGCUUGUUGGUUGCAGUGGUUGGCGACUACUAGAAGAAGAAGAACCACUAUAUCUCAUAGAUCGUACACUUUAGGACUUUCAAGACCUGCAAUACAUCACCGCAUGGGCAGAAGUUAGCAUGCACUUGAAUAAGUAAUUCAAUCUUGACAACGAUAAUGGCUGUAAGGCGUGCGAUUUUGUUAAGCUUGGAAAACAUAACACUACGAAAGAACCGUGACAGAUGGACAGCGAACAUAGAGUGUAGUAGAUGCUAGUGUUUGGGUUGGCUUGCAUAUUCAGCUACAGGCAAGGACUGAAUUAUAAUAGUUCAUUUGUCAUGUUUGAUAUUUUGAUAUUUCAAUCUCUGUUGAAC